CUAAGUUCGAUUCAAUACAAUCUGGCAGCUCUCUCUUUUGAUUAACCAACUGCUGCCCUGAACUUUUCUUUGUGGUUUCCCUGUUUCCGGAGAAGAAGGCGAUUGAAGCCGUCGGCAGCCUGGUCCGAACAUCUGGAAUCUAAAAUUUGCGGAACCCAAUUUGCGUUUGUCGUCGGCCGUCGCCACUGAUCGGCGUCACCCGUCGAACGACACUCUUCCGGCGUUUCCCAUUGCAGACAAGAGCCUGGCAUGGCCGCAUGGGAGACUCUCAAAUUCCAUCCGCCCUCCUUAGUUUCGACGACGCGGUGAUUGGAAAAUGGAGUUCUCUUCCACAACUACUGAAACGAGAGCCAGGAGAAGCCUUGUAUUAACGGUGUCGGAACUGCAUUCGAGAAUCCAUCGUUUGGUUUUAAAUGUGAACUAAGUUUGCGCGAUGAAAUGCAAUCACGUUCAAGCUGUUAGACUUGUGAUUGUUGUUUGAUUAAAAUGUUUGUUCUGGUUCUGUAGGAUUUUAACAGGAGUGGCCCAUAGGAGAAAGUUUCUGGUGAUACAAGGAGUUAGAUAUACAUAUGGUUGAUCUCAUGUUUGCUCAGAAGCUAAUCAAUAGCAGUAGUAGGAGCCAGAACUCCUUGCCUUUGCUUUACCCUCUUCGGAAUUUUUCGCUCUGGUCUAUGAAAAAGGACCCUGAUCUUGAAGCUGCUCUAUCUAGAACCCGCAGAUGGAUUGUCAAAAAUCAGAUAAAGAACAUGAUUCUAAGAUGUCCAGACCAAGCUGCCUCUGUCAAAUAUCUGCAGAAGAAGUUCAGGACUCUUGAUCUUCAAGUGAAGGAGGAAGAAUCUGUUAAAGAUAUGCAGGAGCCCUUUUAUGUCGAGCGUCUAGCCAAGUUGUUGAUGAUGAGCACUAACCAGAGGAUCAAUGUUGUCAAACUUAACGAGCUGAGAAGAAAUUUGAGAUUUCCAGAUGAUUACAUAAUCAGAAUUCUCCCGAGAUACCCGAACAUGUUUCGACUUGUCAACCACACUGGGAGAAAGAGUUCAAUGGAGAUCGAACUUUUAUCAUGGAACCCGGAUUUUGCAGUUUCUGCUGUCGAAGCCUCGGCAUUGGAGAGAGGUUGCAGCCCUUGUUUUUCAUGUUCUCUGCCUUCGUCUUGGGUUCAGUCAUGGGAGAGAUUUCAUGAAUUCAAUGCCAUUCCGUAUGUUUCACCUUAUGUUUGUGCCAGUGGAUUGGUGGAAGGCACUAUGGAGAUGGAGAAACGAACUGUGGGUUUAGUACAUGAAUUGCUCUCGCUGACUUUGUGGAAGAAGAUGUCAAUCGUUAAGCUGGGGCACUUCAAAAAAGAGCUUGGUUUACCAGACAAAUUGAAUGUUCUGUUGUUAAAGCAUCCUGGCAUAUUCUAUGUGUCCAACAUAUACACAGUUCUUCUGAAAGAUGCAUAUAAUGGCUCGGAACUAAAAGAGAUGGAUCCUCUCGUUGUUGUCAAGGGAAAAUUUGGUGAGUUGAUGUAAGAAGGACUUCAUGAGUAUAACCAGCGACACUAUUUAAUGAAUUUUGAGAAACAUAAGGAGAAAGGGAUUGUUGCUGCAAGGUCUGGGAAAAGGAAGGAUAGAAGUAGUGAAACGUCAGAACAAGAUAAUGGAGAUAAGGUUGGUGGUUUGUUCAACCCUGAGGAAAGAAAAAGGUUCUAUAAGGUUCUUUUUGAUGAUGCUGGCCCAUGAAAUCCGUUUGGUUAGUAAUCUGCUCACGGUAGGCUACUGGUAUUAACUAGUAUCGGUGAAACCAAACAAAGAUGGAGCUAUUCUCAACAAAGACUCUAAGGUACUUGGGUGAAACUUUCUAGCAAAGAGAAAACAAAUGGUGCUCCUAGUCGGAUGUGUAAACCCACAAUUGGUCAUGUUCCUUAUCUUCAUUAAGAAUCCUUCACUCACAUGCUUCCUAACAAACAUGGUGGGAUGAGAGCCGGCUCGGGACCAAUCAACCCAUGUGAUGCUGUGGUUCGUGUUUAGCUCCGGCAAGAUCUUGGUCACAAGCGUCGGGAAGUAAUGCUCAUCCAUGUAACACGGUGGGGGCUUACAAUGUUGUGUGAGAAUAGGGUAGUACUUUAUGUCAGAGACCAUCUGAACUGCGACACUACGAUGGACUUCAAACCAUUGAGAACCUUUGUGCCAGUCAGCCAGUGUCAGCUCUGGCUCCAUUCUUUUGUUGUAUCGUCCCCUGCCCAUAGGGCGAGGGUCAUCGAUCGAGCCCAGGAAGCUCUGAUUCCAGGAGCUGAUAAUAAGGUAGUUGUAGAUUGUGGUGAAAUUGAAUAUAGGAAUGCAGGUAUCCGAGAGAAGAAUGAAUCUUUCGUUCGACCAGUCCAGAAGUGCAUUGGCAAGUUAUCGACUUUCUGCAUCCACCAUUGUUGCUGUUCUCCAUUGCACUGGCUACAAUUAAUUAGCUGUAAGUUGCAACUUACAUGAAAAAAGAAGGGGAAAAAACAGAUUAUAAAGGUGGGUUUUGACCUUGCUUGGGAUCAUGCGAUUGUAAAAGACAGAUGAUGAAUGGGGAGGCGUGAAAUCUGUUAUCGAAGAAACAUGAAGAUAAAUGGAGUAAAAGCCUUCAUGACCUUUGAAGAAUAUCUCCCAGAGAGGUGCAAGUGGCAAGCUCCCCUGCUUAAGAACAUGAAUGCCAGUUUUGGGGUGCGAUUAUAAGGAUACUGCGAGAUGCGUGGCUCCAUCGAUGCCCACCACAGUAACUCCUCGUCAUUCAUUGAAUGCCAUACUUGAUCUGCUGAUGGAGAAACCGAAGAAGUUUUCAUGGUGCUGGAAGCACAAUUGGGUGUUGGAGUGAAGAAAAUAGCAGGAAGUACUUCUUCCAUUGAAGAAGAGGAAGACAAGAACUCUGUUACAUGGGUCCGUAAGAAAGCCCCAAGAAACAGAACAAUCGAUGCAAUGAACAACCAGAGAAUAAUGGUGGUGAUUCCUACAUGAAGGCUUCCAUCUCUACUGGAUUCUCUUCUGAGUCGCACUGGAAGGUAUUUGGCAAAUAUUGUCACCUUGAAUUGCCUCAUUUUUCCUAGAGUCUCUGUAACUGCAUGUUUCUGUUUUGCUAGCCGAGAGAUAAAAACGGGUUUUAAAAAGGGAAUGAAGGAGAAGAAAUAGUGAGGGAUGAAAUGGAGAGAGCGAACACAUGGGAAGUAAUGUUUGGAGGUUAGAAAGUGUCAGUGGGAUGCCACAGAAAGUAGACUUUGCUGUUGCAGAAGAAGUGGAACUGCAGCAGGGCAGAAGGGAAAUGUGAUAACUGAUGAUCAUGAAUUGUCUGUGUUCCUUCUUUUCUUUUUUGCUUCUCAUCUAGCUAGGGUUAAGCUUACUGUACACUUCCACACCACUAGUUUUUAGAAGUGUACAAUAUGAUAAUAGUAGAGUCGCGACUGUUCAAUACGAGUGUCGAGACAGUUCAAUAUGUCAUUACGGAUAAAUCGAAAGACAAAAU
Molecule: messenger RNA, 3468 nt
Organism: Linum trigynum
Lineage: Eukaryota; Viridiplantae; Streptophyta; Magnoliopsida; Malpighiales; Linaceae
Source: the annotation of a GenBank genome assembly